Coccinella septempunctata (seven-spotted ladybird) is the source of this 1218-nucleotide messenger RNA. RefSeq lists its product as uncharacterized. The record is from RefSeq and is a predicted model, not a curated record. NCBI's taxonomy places the organism in Eukaryota, Metazoa, Arthropoda, Insecta, Coleoptera, Coccinellidae. Bases 175 to 1176 code for a protein of 333 amino acids. The transcript is spliced from 2 exons.
UUUUACUCGAAAUUUAAAAAUCAAUAUGUGAGAGUUUGCCCGAUAACAUCAAUUUAAAACAACCUGUUGGAAAAGUCUGCGUCUUCAAUAACGAAAUUUCACUUGAAUCAUAUUCAAGAUCAAGUCUCAAAAAAGCUUGAGGAGAUCUCUUUUUUCGUCACAACACAACUGAAGAUGAAAAAGGCAAUGGGGGAAAAAACAAUUUUCGAGAAACUGGACGAAGAACUUUUGGAAUUCCAUAAAUACCUGAAAAGAAAGGAUUUAGACGAAGAAGACAUAGGUAUGAUAUUCGAACCAUUAUUAGGAGAAAAAAACAGAGGGAUUGGAAGAUGUUUUUUCAUUUUGAUGUCGAUUUUCCUCAUUUUCCACGCACUGAUAAGGACAGAAAUAGGUUGGUGGUACAUUUUGGCCAUGUCAAGAAUGUUUUUGAUCAAAAUCAAGCCUUUUUACGACUGGAGCUACCUCAAAAAUGAAGAAUGCAUGAUACCAAAAUGGUGGGAGAAAGGAGUAGAGAAAAACUAUACACCAAACUGUAAUUUCUGCGAAAAUUUGAAAAACGUGGAAGUCUUGGAUCAAUUGGAUGGUGGUGAAUUAGAAGAAUUUUACAUGGAGGUGCAAAAACCUGUUGUUUUUCAAUACGAGUUCCCUACAGUGGACCAUGUUUGGUCUUCUUUUUUCCAAGACGACAAUUUCUUAUCGUCUUUUCCUUGUUCGAUAGAAACUAACGUGAUGGAAAACGAAGGAAACAUAGGGAAGAUCUUGAGGAAAAUAUCGAUUUUUCCAAAUUUCUUCGUGCAUUUUCAAAAUUGCGAAUACGAUUCCAUGAAAUAUUUCAGAGGGGUGGUUCCAACCCCCAAAUUCGUCCCUGAUAACAUCUCACCAGUGCAAUACAACUGGCUGAUGUGGAGUAGAAACUACACCUUUCCAAGAUUCAAAAAAAUCGAACUGUCGAAUUCUGAAAAUUUCAAAUUGGUUGGACAGAUAGAAGGAAGGGCAACCUACAGGCUGUUACCGCCUGGAAAAUGCGAGAAAAUUUGCGAAGAAGUAGAGGUUACUUUGGGAAAAGGGCAGGUUUUUAUCUUCACCAAUUUUUGGCGAUUGGAGUACAGUGUGUCCGGUAGUGAAGAGGAAAUAGAGGAUGUAGGUGUUAUUUUGGAGGCUCAUUCUAUAUUGUGAACAGAAAUUUAAUCAAACAAGCUAUAUUUUAUAAAAUUGUAA